This is a messenger RNA of Penicillium psychrosexuale, 255 nucleotides long. RefSeq lists its product as uncharacterized. The record is from RefSeq and is a predicted model, not a curated record. The transcript has a single exon. The coding region runs from base 1 to 255 and encodes 84 amino acids. NCBI's taxonomy places the organism in Eukaryota, Fungi, Ascomycota, Eurotiomycetes, Eurotiales, Aspergillaceae.
AUGGAGCGCUUUACACAGACGGAAUCCGUGCCCACUAAGGAUAAAACCAAGCUUCGACGGGGUAUCGAGCCAAUAGCUCUAAUCGCCUCUCCCUGGGAAUCCGACGCCAAGUACGGUGAGACGAACAACGGGGUCAUCGGGUGCAGUCUACUCGGGUAUAGUCAACGCCACCGGCCAAGGAACUGUGAGCCCAUGUUCCAAUUGCAAAUCAUGCCCAGUGUCAACACCCCGGACACACGGAGACGACCUGAGUGA